This is a messenger RNA of Aspergillus tanneri, 3579 nucleotides long. RefSeq lists its product as uncharacterized. Lineage: Eukaryota; Fungi; Ascomycota; Eurotiomycetes; Eurotiales; Aspergillaceae. Bases 1 to 3579 code for a protein of 1192 amino acids. Gene Ontology annotation, cellular component: cytoplasm. The transcript has 9 exons. Gene Ontology annotation, biological process: aldehyde metabolic process; DNA-templated transcription. The record is from RefSeq and is a predicted model, not a curated record. Gene Ontology annotation, molecular function: zinc ion binding; DNA binding; aldehyde dehydrogenase (NAD+) activity.
AUGACAAAUACCAAUAAUGACCCGGACCGAGGUUGUUGCCAUGCAGGCAAGGGUAGCAUCGAGGAGUGUCCCCGCAGCAACGCGAAUGUCCCUCUGUUCAUUGAACAUUUAUCAAGCUGUUUAGAGGAUAGGGCACUCGAUCCAGAGGAUAUCACCAUGUAUACCUCCGACGAGCAAGUCGACGAAGUCUACCAGACGCUGCAGGCUACCUUCCGCUCCGGUCGCACGCGCGAGAUCGCCUGGAGGAAAUGGCAGCUCAAGCAGCUCUGGUGGCUGCUGGAGGACAAUGAGGGCCGCAUCAUUCAGGCGCUGCACCAGGACCUGCACCGACACGCCUUUGAAUCGAUUUUUGCCGAAGUACGCGCCAUAAAGACCGAUCUACAGCAGCACCUCCGCAAUAUCGACCAGUGGACAGCCGACCAGGCGCCCUCCGCCGGCUUUGUCGUCAACCAGGUGCUGCGCCCGACCAUCCGCUAUGAGCCUCUCGGCGUCGCUUUGAUCGUUGGGCCCUGGAACUUCCCCGUCUCUCUGCUGAUCCAGCCCCUCAUGGCCGCCAUCACCGCCGGAUGUGCCGUGCUGCUGAAACCCUCCGAGGUCACCGUGGCGACCCAGAACCUGCUAGUCGACCUGAUCCCCCAGUACCUGGAUCCUACGGCCAUCCGCGUGGUCACUGGAGGCGCUGCUGAGACGACCCGUCUGAUGGCGCGCAAGUUCGACCAUAUCUUCUUCACCGGGUCAGUCGGCGUGGCGCGCCACGUCGCAGCGGCGGCGGCCAAACAUCUGACGCCGACGACGUUGGAGCUGGGAGGCCAAUGUCCGGCCAUCGUCACGGCGACGGCCGACAUCGAGGCGGCGGCGCGCGAGAUUGCCUGGAUCAAGUUCUUGAAUUCCGGCCAGAUCUGUCUGUCCGUAAACCAUGUGUUUGCUCAUCCCGCAGUGGAGGAGCAGCUGAUCCGGCGCAUGACCUUCCACUUCAAUCAAUUCUUCCGCGAGGGGGCAGAUGGCAUGACGAGGAUCGUGAACCAGAAGAACUUUGAUCGUCUGCAGGGUCUCCUGGAGAAGAGUGGCGGUCGCGUCGAGACGGACGCGCCAGUGCAAGGAGGCUCUCCGCGCCAGUUGCCUCUCUCCGUGGUGUCCAACGUGGACAUGGCUGAUCCUCUGCUGUCUGAGGAGUUGUUCGGUUCCAUUUGUCCCGUCGUGCGUGCAUCCACCCAGGAGGCCAUCGAUUCUAUCAAUAAUCUACCUCGGCCUCUGGCCUUGUACAUUUACAGUCAGGAUGACCAGGAAGUCGAACACGUCAUUUCUUCCACUCUAUCCGGCGGCGUCACCGUCAACGGCGUCCUGGUGCACGUCGCCAUCCCGGAGGCUCCAUUCGGGGGCGUGGGAGAUUCUGGCCAUGGCUACUACCACGGAGAAUGGGGAUUCAAGACGUUCUCGCACAUGCGCACCAUCGCUCGACCACGACCGCUAUUCCGCAAGGUUUCCUCGCUCGUCAUGCCGCCGUACUCUACGGAGGGGUUGAAGUGGCUGCGCGUGCGGGAUGGGAUGGGACUGAAGCGAGAAUGGAGUUUGGAGGACGAGAGGAAACUCCAGCGUCGGAGUGCGCUCUCUAGGUUGGCAUCGCGGUUCGGCACAAUUGCCGUGUUGUUUGUCAGUCUGGCACUGGCGGAUUUUAAGACAGGACUCUCUCACGAAACUCCUUUCGUCCUCGUGCCGUACGUUCGGUCGCUCCCAUUCCCCAGCCCAUUCUAUAGCAAAGAGUUGAUCAACACCAGUGUGACAAUUGCCGAAUACGAAAGUGAAGACAAAUUUGAUGCCAUCCAGGAGCAGCUGGCUGCGAUCCAGCAAUCUCUCAGGCAGGUCAAUCAGUCACCAUCACAUGCAGCAGUGCCUCGUCCUGUGUCCUCAACUCAGGGCGUGCCACCAUUUGAAGGGCAGUCCUCAUUUCACCAUGAGUCAAUUCUAGCCAAAGACGCUGCUUUUUCCGCGGUCGCUGGGUCGCAAGGGCGACCACUUGAUGACCAUGUAUCUGCUGCUCUUUCGACCUUGACCCACAGUCUUAAUCGAAAUCCUACCACAUCUGAGGAUCAACCAACAACGGCAGACAAAGUCGCUGCAUUCUCUGCAUCGAAGGAGCAUCUACUGCCAGUCGACCUUGCGGUUUCUGUAGUGAAGACCGUCAAAGCCCAACCCCCAUUCUUCCUGGUUAGCCACUCGUGUAGGGACUUGCUGCAGAUCGAGUCUCUCUGCCAAUCGCUUUACUUUCCACUCCAAUCAGUUCCAGCCGGCUCGCUUACGCUCUUGCACGGUCUUUUCUACUACAUUAUACGGGAUUAUCUAUACCAAGGACAUCCAGACCUUGCGCGGUUCGACCUUGCUUCGAGUAUGGAAUUUUGCGAGCGUCAUUUCUCUUUAGGCCUGAACAGUUACGAUAUGGUGACUACACCAACCUUGGAAAAGGUUCAGGCUUUGUGGCUUGGAGUAAUCAAAGCUCAAGAAGAGUUCGACAUUCACCGUUGCUGGACGUAUCUAUCACUAGCGUUUAACAUGUGCCAAACAAUGGGAUUUCAUCGCAGUUCCACGCUGAAGGGUGACAUGUCGUCUGCAGCCGAGGCAAAGCGCCAUGUUUUUUGGGCACUCUACACGAUCGACAAGAAUGUUUCAUUAAAUUUGGGAUUCCCCUCGCACUUCCAGGAUCAUGAUAUUGACGCCGAUCUGAUCAAACCUUCCAGUAACCCUAGUCAACGUCCAUGGGAUCUCAUGGCCCUCGUUACCAUUGAAUUCGCGACAAUUCAAGGGCGCAUCUUCGAUCAACUGUAUUCCAUCUCCGCCAGCACAGGGACCGAUGAGAAAAGAAGCCGAGCGGUACAGCAGUUGUCGCUCGACCUGAUUGCCGUUCGAGACAAACUCCUUGCAAUUGAUGUCAGCUCAGGGCUGUACGCCGAUUCUCUGCAUGGCAUGGCAGCCUGUGCCGACUUCAUUGCCUACUCCGAAAUGACCGUUAUUUAUCGGGCCCAAUCUCGACCCAACGAUGCCAUGGCAAUAUCGUCCCAAUGUUACGAGACCGCGACAAUGGCGUUGCUAAGCCACCUCAAAUGUUUCGAUUUCUUCCGAGGCCGCCAGACGCAUAAACAAAUGGAAUAUGUGAAUUGGAUUUUACUCUACCCAUCAUUUGCUCCAUUUGUUAUUGUUUUUACACAUGCCGUCGUGACUUCAAGUACCACAGACCUCGCCCUCUUGCAGGAUACAGUCCGAUCUUUGGAUCUCGUCAAAGGUCUUUCUCGAGGCUCAAUGCAUCUCUAUUCUAUCUGCGAAGCGUUCGCGAAGACCGCGCAGGUUCUUGUCGACACGCGCCAGACCGUGACCGGACUAGAGCACCAUCAGGACGGGUCUCUGGUUGUUCCUGUGACGACCGAUGGUCCUGGAAAUAUUGCCUUGCCGGAUGUUCAGUGGCCAGAGAAUACGUUCGAUUCAAUGAACCAGGAAGACAUUUCCAUUUUUCUAAAUGACUUUAUUGGAACAGGACGAUCUGUGAUGGACAUGCUGAACUCGAAUUACUUGAAUGAUAUGUUCCGUUAA